Molecule: messenger RNA, 1686 nt
Organism: Dictyostelium purpureum
Lineage: Eukaryota; Evosea; Eumycetozoa; Dictyosteliales; Dictyosteliaceae
Exons: 3
Coding region: 1-1686 (561 amino acids)
Cellular component (GO): endoplasmic reticulum
Molecular function (GO): acyltransferase activity
Source: RefSeq, a predicted model, not a curated record
AUGAGCGGAAACCAUAAAAAUAGACAAGUUAAUAAAAAUGUUGAUACAAUCGAUGAAGAGUCAACUAGAAAAAAACAACCAGUGGUUUAUGUAGAAGACCCACCCACCCCACCAAGAUGGUUUUCUUAUGAAUUUAUUUUUUACUAUAUAAUUAUUGUAAUAGGUUAUUAUUUAGUAUUUAAUAUGUUUUUAAAUAGAUCGAAUGAAUAUAAUAGUGGACUAAAAGAAAAUAGUGGUAUUGUUGAUGGUUGGUUUUUAGAUAGAAAACAAGAUCUUUCCGAUACUCAAUAUAGAAUAUACAGAUCAAACUUUCCACUACUCUCAAUUGGCUUAACAAUUUUUGUUUUACUCAGUACAUUAAUCCGUAAAAGCUUACCAGAAUCAUUAACAAAUAUUAGAAUUUUAUUUUAUGAUAUAAUUUCAAUUGGUUUUUUAAUUUAUGUUCAUGGAUCAUCAAGUAUCAUAGUUUUAAUUAUAGCCUUAAUCAAUUUUGGUAUCAGCAGACUAUUUGAUCGUUCAAAACUAUUACCAGCAGUAACAUGGAUAUUUAAUUUAAUUAUUUUAUGGACAUCUUAUAUUUAUGAAGGUUAUCACUUUUCAACAUUAUCACCAAUUAUCGGAGAAUGGGGUGCAUGGUUAGACCAACAUAAUGGUUUCCUAAGUUGGGAAACCUAUUUCAAAGUUUCAAUGCUUCGUUUUAUCAGUUAUAACAAUGAUUACUAUUGGAUGAGAACCAAACGUCCAGUCCCAGAAACUAAAGGUAGAAAUGCAUAUUUUAUAGCUCAAGAACGUCAUGGACCAUUAGAUCACUAUUCACUAUCACACUUUAUCGCCUACAUCUUUUAUAUUCCCCUCUAUAUUGCUGGUCCAAUUGUAACAUUUAAUGCAUUUGUAGCUCAAGUCUAUAAUCCACAAAAAACCCACAGCUUUAGUGAUAUAGUCAAGGCCUCCAUAAAGAUUCUCCUUGUAUUUUUAAGUUUAGAAAUUUUCUUACACUACUGCUAUUAUCAUUCAUUUGAUAAGAGUGAUGUCUGGAUGUCAUUUAGAGGUGCCGAAGUUGCUCUUACAGGUUAUCUCGUCUUAAACUUUAUGUAUGUCAAGUUCCUCAUCAUCUGGAGAAUCUUUAGAUUAUUUGCUUUGUUUGAUGGUAUCGAUACACCAGAGAACAUGAACCGUUGUGUUAAUAACAACUAUACUUUCACUGGAUUCUGGAGAUCAUGGCACGGUUCUUUCAACAAAUGGACUAUUCGUUAUCUUUAUAUUCCAUUAGGUGGCAAGAAAACUCAAAUCAUGUCCAUUUGGGUCAUUUUCUUCUUUAUUGGUCUCUGGCACGAUCUCUGGUGGAGCUGGAUAGCAUGGGCCCUCUUAAACUGUGUUUUCUUCUCUAUUGAAAUUGCAAUUAUGUUCUAUUUCUAUCAUCCAAAACGUUUAUCUUUACGUCGUAAAUGGUACUGGAGAUUCAUGGUUGCCGCUGCUGGUACUUUCAACAUCUUUUUAUUAAUGGUUGCAAAUCUUGCAAUUUUACAUGGUUUCGAAAAUUCAAUUAUAUUUAUUAAAAAUGCUUUCUUUUCCGAAGGUGGUUUUGUAGCAUUUAUUUUCGCCUAUGGUUGGUUAUGGUGUGGUAUUAUGAUGAUGAUGGAAAUCCGUGAAUCUGAAAAACGUUCAAAAGAAAUAAAACCAUUUUAG